This is a messenger RNA of Yarrowia lipolytica CLIB122, 1815 nucleotides long. RefSeq lists its product as uncharacterized. Gene Ontology annotation, molecular function: ATP hydrolysis activity; ATP binding. NCBI's taxonomy places the organism in Eukaryota, Fungi, Ascomycota, Dipodascomycetes, Dipodascales. The record is from RefSeq and is a predicted model, not a curated record.
AUGGCUGUGUCUUCCAGUAAAGCCAAGCGAGAAGCCAAGAAGGCCGAGAAGGCCGCCGCCAAGGCAAAGGCCGAGGGAAAGGAGGUUGGAAAGUCCGUGGACGAGAUUGUGGCGGAGAACACUGAGAAGAUCAAGGAGCUCAAGAUGCAGAAGGACAAGGACGGUCUGUCGGAUCGAGUUACCACCGGUGUGCUGGCCUCUCUGGAGACGUCACGUGAUCUGAAGCUGACUUCUGUGUCGCUCAAUUUCCACGGAAAAGUGCUGAUUCAGGACUCCACUCUCGAGCUCAACUACGGCCAGCGAUAUGGUCUUCUGGGAGAGAACGGAUGUGGAAAGUCGACUUUCCUCAAGGCUUUGGCCGAGCGAGAGUACCCUGUUCCCGAAAUUAUCGACAUCUAUCUUCUGAACGAGCCUGCUGAGCCCUCCGAGUGGUCUGCUCUGGAGUACGUUGUGCGAGAGGCCGAGGCCGAGCUCAAGCGUCUGGAGCACCAGGUUGAGAAGAUCCUUGAGGAGGAUGGCCCCGAGUCGCCCAUUCUGGAGGAUCUGUACGAGCGAAUUGACGACAUGGACCCCACCACCUUUGAGUCUCGAGCCUCUCUGAUUCUGGUCGGUCUGGGUUUCAACUCCAAGACCAUUAAGAAGAAGACCAAGGAUAUGUCUGGAGGAUGGAAGAUGCGAGUUGCUCUUGCCAAGGCUCUUUUCGUCAAGCCCACUCUUCUGCUGCUCGAUGACCCCACUGCCCAUCUGGAUCUGGAGGCCUGUGUCUGGCUUGAAGAGUACCUCAAGAAGUGGCCUCGAACCCUGAUUCUCGUGUCGCACUCCCAGGAUUUCCUCAACGGAGUCUGCACCAACAUGCUUGAUAUGCGAAUGAAGAAGAUGCUACUGUACGGAGGAAACUAUGACUCUUACGUCAAGACCCGAAACGAACAGGAGACCAACCAGAUGAAGCAGUACCACAAGCAGCAGGAGGAAAUCGCACACAUCAAGAAGUUCAUUGCUUCCGCCGGUACUUACGCAAACCUGGUGCGACAGGCCAAGUCGCGACAGAAGAUUCUGGACAAGAUGGAGGCCGACGGUCUGAUUGAGAAGGUGGUGCCCGACAAGGUGUUUGAGUUCCGAUUCCCCGCCGUUGAGAAGCUGCCUCCUCCCGUUCUGUCUUUCGACAACAUCACCUUCUCCUACUCUGGUAACCCCGAGGAGAACCUGUACGAGAACCUCAACUUUGGUGUUGAUAUGGACUCUCGAAUCGCUCUGGUUGGUCCCAACGGUGUGGGUAAGUCCACUCUGCUGAAGCUCAUGACCGGUCAGCUCCAGCCUACCGGAACCGAGGGCCGAAUCUCGCGACACACCCAUCUCAAGAUUGGUGUCUACUCCCAGCAUUCUCAGGACCAGCUGGAUCUCACCAAGUCUUCUCUGGAGUUUGUCCGAGACAAGUUUUCCCACAUUUCUCACGACUUCCAGUACUGGCGACAGCAGCUGGGUAGAUUCGGACUUACUGGUGAGGGCCAGACUGCCCUCAUGGCCACUCUUUCCGAGGGUCAGCGAUCUCGAGUCGUUUUUGCCCUGCUUGCCAUUGAGGCUCCUAACAUGAUUUUCCUUGAUGAGCCUACUAACGGUCUGGAUAUUCCCACCAUUGACUCGCUGGCUCAGGCCAUCAACGAGUUUGACGGAGGAGUCGUGGUUGUUUCACACGAUUUCCGACUGUUGGACAAGAUCGCCAAGGAUAUUUUCGUGUGCGAGAACAAGACCGCUACCAGAUGGGAUGGCAGCAUCUUGUCGUACAAGGCCAAGCUGGCCAAGAACGUGGUCGUUUAA